Alternaria postmessia is the source of this 1203-nucleotide messenger RNA. RefSeq lists its product as uncharacterized. NCBI's taxonomy places the organism in Eukaryota, Fungi, Ascomycota, Dothideomycetes, Pleosporales, Pleosporaceae. The transcript has a single exon. The coding region runs from base 1 to 1203 and encodes 400 amino acids. Gene Ontology annotation, biological process: mitotic cell cycle; positive regulation of transcription by RNA polymerase II. Gene Ontology annotation, cellular component: nucleus. The record is from RefSeq and is a predicted model, not a curated record. Gene Ontology annotation, molecular function: RNA polymerase II cis-regulatory region sequence-specific DNA binding; DNA-binding transcription factor activity, RNA polymerase II-specific.
AUGGUUGCCCACAGACGCGGCCCAUGGUCGCAGCACGAGGAUCAGUGGCUCGUCAACCUCGUCGCUCGCAAUGGACCUCACAACUGGGUACGCAUCUCACAAGAGAUCGGCUCCCGGUCACCAAAACAAUGCAGAGAGCGUUACCACCAAAAUCUUAAGCCAUCCUUGAACCAUGAUCCAAUUACUGGAGAAGAGGGGGAGCUGAUUGAGAAGAUGGUUGCUGAGAUGGGCAAGAGGUGGGCAGAGAUUGCACGCAGAUUAAAAGGACGCAGCGACAACGCUGUGAAGAACUGGUGGAAUGGCGGCCAGAACCGCCGCAAGCGCAACCCUGAGCGCCCUGAUCAGAGACCCCGAGAGCACAUGCACCACCCGCAGACUGGUUACCACUACCCAGCUCCCCAUGGCCAGCCCCACCACGAAGAGCACCGCAUGGCCUCAUACCACGAAUCACACCGACCAUCACUCAACACCUCAAUGAACUCUCCCCACGUCAUGAAGCUGCCUCAGCCCCAGCGUUUCGAACCCUUCUCCGGAUCACGACCUCAGCCUCUUGACAUCUCAGCCUAUGGAUCGCACGCUACCGUACGAGCACGGGGAUUCGAGACGCCCAUGCCUUCUCCUUCUGGCUACUCCAUCGUGUCAGCCGAUGGCGCACCUUCUCUCAUCACAGACACUGGCUCAGAGUCUCGCUCACCACGUGGUGCAGCUUCACCACUUGACAUCACACUCGCUCCAUUAGUCGGCAGUCGGGAGGAACGCAAGAGCUCUUCUACCCGAUAUCUACCCACAACUGGCUUUGCGCCCGAAGACGACUCUUCCUACGAUGUCUACAGGCGACGAGGCUCACUACAACUCCCUCCUCUACACCGCAGUGAUGCUUCAGCACCCAAGCCUUCGCCUGCGUUCCGCGAGCCAAACUACGAGCGACCACAACCACCAAGACUCCUCACUCAACCCACACCUCAGCUCACACACCACCACUCUAUGCCUCAGUCUGCGCCAACAAGUGUUCCACAACGGGCACUUCCUCCUUUCCACUCUCUCGCCGAGCCAACGCUCCCGGUGCCGCAGUCUUCGAGUGCAACAACUAGCCCAGCUGCGCGACAACUCCCGUCACCCUACGUGCUCCCUUCGGUACCGUCAGAGGCCCGGAGUGCACCCGUCUCACCCAAAGACAGGAUGUCCCUGCGAAACAUCAUGUAG